AUGGAUUUAAAAGACACUAGAAACACAAAAAAACCAACCAAAUCAAGACAGAGAAAAAUUUCGACAACCGAAAAAUUAAAUUCGAAAUUAACGAAUGAUUUUUCGCAAUCAUUUAGUAGGAAAGACUCUACGCAGUCGCUUUUACCCGUCCGAGCUAACGAUCCUGAGAUACAAAUAUCAUCUUUCUUCAAGUCUGCUAAACAGCAUGAACGUUCAAAUUUUCAAAAAUCCUUUAUUCCAAGAAAACGGAAUCCUUUGCCAACCAAACCAAAGAGUGGAAAGAGAAAAAAAAUUGCCGAUAAUGUAUUAUCAUCACCAUCAGUUCCUUCCGGAAUUUUCGAUGACUUUAGGAUUCUAUUUAUUCAAGAUGGUAUUGACAAUACUCGCCUGAAGUUGAUGAAAACUAAAGUGAAAGAUAAAGGAGGAGACGUUGUCGAUGUCUUUGAUUCCAAUGUCACUCAUGUAAUCACAGCAUUGUCAAAAGAAGGCACACUAAGUACCAUUGGUCUUGACGGUGAAAAUAUCGAGGGAACUUUGAUUCUUCAACCCGAUUGGAUAUCCGCUUCAAUUACGAACAAUAAACUCGCCAAUAUCGAACUCUAUCGGGUAGAAAAUUCUAAUUUACAAACAGUCCAAAAUCUAUCACAAAUGGCAAGCACCAAGAGAACAAGGAAUGACACAAUUGGUGAAGAGAUUGACAAGAAAAAGCAUAAAAGACGAAAUUCGUCUCCAGAAAGAGAUCUACAACCGUCGCCUACUGGCGAUCCGUUGCUUGAUGUCAUACAGGAAGCAAAACGACUCGGUAGUGAGGCUCUUAAUCUGGACGAAGGGGAUAAACAUGGGAAAAAGGAAACGUCUCAAUCUAGUAAAAAUAUUGACGAAUCUUCAAUGUUUAAUCCAAAGAUGCAAAACUCGUUCGAUAGUAUGCAUAGCAACCCAAAUAAAUUUAUAAUUGACAAGCUUCAAGUUUUACUUGAUCAUUAUCAAGUAAGGAAUGACAAAUGGCGUGUUUUAAGCUAUCGCAAAGCCAUAUCUGCGAUAAAGAAUCACAAAAAGCCAAUUACGUCUUACGAGGAAGCCAAAAAGAUCAGUGGCAUAGGAAAUAGUAUAGCAUCAAAGAUCGCAGAGAUAGUAAAGACAGGAAAUUUAAAACGUAUUGAAAGCAUUCCAGAGUCUGAUGACAUCAUCGCAAAAUUUAGUGCCGUACAUGGGGUUGGAUCUUCUGUUGCGUUGAAAUGGUACGCUAAGGGUUAUAGAACAUUUGAUGAUAUUCUGAAAAAUGUAGAAUUAACACCUACACAAAAGGCAGGGAUUGAAUGUUUCGAAGACCUUCAACAGCGAAUCCCACGUGAUGAGGUCAAGGUGAUUUCAAAAGUAGUAGAGGAUGCUGCCCAUGGGAUUGAUCCCAAAUCAGAAUUAUUUACCACUGGAUCUUAUAGAAGGGGGAAUUCUACAUGUGGGGAUAUUGACAUAUUAAUAACACGGAAUGAUAUAGAUGGAAAAACUCAUUUUGGUAUUAUUCCAAAAUUAGUUAAAUGCCUGAAUGAACAAGGAAUUUUGACCCAUGAUUUAUCACAACCAAGAGAUGAUCUUUCUACAAGAUAUAUGGGAAUCUGUAAACUACCUGGAGGAAAAUUUCGUAGAAUAGAUUUUUUCUCGGUACCUUAUAAUGAGUUGGGUGCAGCAUUGAUUUCUUACACUGGAGAUGAUAUUUUUAACCGAAGUAUGAGACUGCUCGCAAAGAAAAAGAACAUGAAACUUAACCAUCAUGGUUUGUACGAAAAUAGAGGUGGUGCCGAAAAAUUGAUCGCUCAAAAAACGGAGAAGGAAAUAUUUGAUGCUUUGGAACGCCAAAUGAACGCAAUUGUUAAGAUUGAUACUACAUUUCCUAGAGAUGAUCUUGAAAGUAUGGAAUGGUUCUUUAUUAUGUGUGUAAAAUUAUUAAAAGGUUUAUUGAUGAUAAAUGAAG
Molecule: messenger RNA, 1969 nt
Organism: Acaulospora morrowiae
Lineage: Eukaryota; Fungi; Glomeromycota; Glomeromycetes; Diversisporales; Acaulosporaceae
Source: the annotation of a GenBank genome assembly